AUGGGAGAGAAUCUGAGCCAUUGGAAAAACCAAAUAAGGUCACGCGCAAGGAAAGCCAAGGCGCACAAGCUGGUGACAGGUGGCGGUCCCAGCUUAACAAGUGAGCUCUCUGAAAUUGCGGUUGAUGGGUUGGCAGAUGUACCAACCAUUGGCACAGAGGAAGAAGUAGUUUUCACAGCUGCACCGUCACCUCUAAAUACGACUUCGGAUGCAUCCAAUAAUUGCACUCCGUCAUCGUCCCGUAGUAAAACAAUGACGACGGACGAAAUGUUCCGAAAUUAUAUGGAUUUAAUGGAAGGAAAAGCCGAGGGGGAGAGAGCUUUCCGUAUGCAAACUUUAGAUUCCAUUAAUAAACAAUCGGAAUCCAUUAAUAAUUUAGCGGCAGCGGUGGUGUCGCUUGCUCAGACCAAUGUAAAAAACACAGAAGAUUGUACAAAAAAGUUAAAAAUGUGCUUUUUUAUGUACAUAUGUAUUAUUUUAUUGUGAUGUUUUUUGUACAAAAAAGUGAAAGUGAAAAAUGUUCCUUUUUAUA
Molecule: messenger RNA, 532 nt
Organism: Bactrocera neohumeralis
Lineage: Eukaryota; Metazoa; Arthropoda; Insecta; Diptera; Tephritidae
Exons: 3
Coding region: 1-486 (161 amino acids)
Source: RefSeq, a predicted model, not a curated record